Lentinula edodes (shiitake mushroom) is the source of this 834-nucleotide messenger RNA. RefSeq lists its product as uncharacterized. The record is from RefSeq and is a predicted model, not a curated record. The coding region runs from base 1 to 834 and encodes 277 amino acids. The transcript is spliced from 3 exons. NCBI's taxonomy places the organism in Eukaryota, Fungi, Basidiomycota, Agaricomycetes, Agaricales, Omphalotaceae.
AUGCAGCUGCUUUCUCCUUCUACAAAACUCUUUUCAUUUUGGAUCGGUGUACUCUUCCUUGUACCGACUAUGGCUGUGCCCACUGGUUCUCCGACCAACGCUGGAACGUCACUUUCAAUGUCCGGUGGAUUGUCUGCUUCCAACCCAGACCUGCCAGGUCAUAGUACGAGUGUAGAUAGGAAUGCUUAUGACCAAGUCCUUCAUGCCAAGGAUGCCAAUACUGGCCAGAAUCCCAUCAUCGAAGCCAGACUCUGGAUCGACCCUCAUAUCUUCGAUGCCGACCUACAUUAUCGAACUGCUAUGGGCUUCGCUGUUGAACAUAUGAUGAAGCCAAUUCGGUCGACGAUCCUAAAAGAUAUCAAAACGAACGUCAAACCGAAUAUUCCGUCGUUAGAGUUCCCCAGUACGACUCCCGUUGCUGUGUAUCGUCUCACGGGGAAAGACUUUGCAAACCAGGGUGACUUCGAGAUUAGCUUUUCCGGUGUUACCAGACGUGAUCGCACACGUUUCAGAAACUGGUGGUUUGCAAUGCCUGGUUCGCUUGAUCCCUCUUAUUUUGGGCGUGUUGAUCUGAAGUGUCUGGUUCCAACGCAGAAGGGAUCGUAUGUGGUCAAGAAAGAGUUGGUUACCGGGAAGAUAUCACGGCGUUAUCCAGAACAGAAUGAGGAAGUGUUGAUAUCGUUCAAGGACGGAAAGCCAUUGUUCAAGAACGGAGAGGCUGUUUCUGAAGAAAGUCCGAAGAAGUCUGCUCCUGAAGAAACUCAGAAGAAGUCUAGCUUAUCUCGAGUGAAGACAUUGUUCGGGAAAAAACCUGGUGGGCCAAGUUCUUCCUGA